Messenger RNA from Erythranthe guttata (spotted monkey flower), 6782 nucleotides. RefSeq names its product dicer-like 1 (gene DCL1). Lineage: Eukaryota; Viridiplantae; Streptophyta; Magnoliopsida; Lamiales; Phrymaceae. Gene Ontology annotation, cellular component: cytoplasm; nucleus. The record is from RefSeq and is a predicted model, not a curated record. Gene Ontology annotation, molecular function: RNA binding; ribonuclease III activity; ATP binding. Gene Ontology annotation, biological process: siRNA processing.
GGAUGAAUGUAGUCAACUGUCAGUCAGCUCAAUUUCAGUCCGCCCCAUAUCGUUCGUACGCCCGUAGAUUCUGGAUCCGGGUCGGGUCGGAUCGAGUCGGCGCCGGAAGUGUAAUUUCCACGGCGGCCUCUCAACGGAAUCGAUCGCCGGAAAUUCGCAAUUCGCAAUUCGAGGAGCAGGAGAUAAGUUAGGGCACUCACUGAGUUUAAUUGCACGGAAGAAGAAGAGAAGAGAGAGCAGAGUGGCGUAAGAUAGACCGGUGGUGGGGGGAGAAUCUUCGAAUCAUACCCUCUUCGCGUGCUUCAUACGGUCUAUUUAACGCUUAUCUGCUUUCUCCACUCUCUCUUUCUCUACCUCUCUCUACCUCUCGCCUACCCCCCUUUCAGUUAAUUAAUUCAGGGUUUCUCUCUGUGUGUGUGUGUUUUUUUUUUAGCUGUAAAAGCUUCUGUGUGCUUCGGUACUUUUCGGUUCAGUUAUUUAAUUUAUUUAUCUUCAUACUGUUUGGUGUGGAUUGGAUUUGAAAGCAGAAGAUUGUUUGUCCUCGUUUUUUUAGAAGUAAAAUGUUUAUUGCCUAGGGUUUAUGCCUCUGUUUUAAUUUAGUAAUAAUUUAUAUUCGAGAAUGGAUUGUGAAAAGAAACUGGAUAAAGGGGAGGCUGGGAAUUCAGUUGAUGCCUGUGCUCUUGCUGCUGACGGCAGGCCGUCGUACUGGCUGGAUGCAUGCGAGGACAUUUCAUGCGAUGAUUACUUUGUCGAUUUCGGAACUGCCACCGCAGCUUCAGUUCCUGUACUGGAGCCGCUCUCUAAUGGUGGCUGCCUUGACCCGUGUUUCUUUGGCGGGAUUGAUCAGAUUCUCGACAGUAUAAAGAGUGUUGACGAUGAUUUACUUGCUCAUAAUACCAUCCAGGAUCAACAAUCAGUGUCUAAGGAUGAAAUUGUUAAUUGCAACGGGAAAAGGCCGUCUGUUUGCGGUAAUGGAUUCAAGAAUGACGGAACCGAGACUGACAGAAGGUCUCGUGAAUUUAACAACACUGAGCAAAGGCACGACAGAAGAGUUCCUUGUAGGGAUCCAAAGAAGGAAAGGAGGGUUCUGGACAGGGUGCCGGGAAGGAAGAGACACCGUGGUUGGGAUGAUGUGGAGACCGAUGGGCAUGUAAGAGGCCAAGUGAGGAAAAGAGAACGGUGUAGUACAGGUAGUUGCAAGGACAGGGAUUAUAGGGAAGCAAGAGGUUACUGGGAGCGGGAGAAAGAAACAAGUGAGUUGGUUUAUCGAAUGGGUUCUUGGGAAUCUUCUCGUGAUAGAGAUGAGAAGGCGAACGCUCAGAAAAGCAACAAAUAUACUACAGACGAGAAGAAAUCGGACCAGCCGAAAGAGAAACUUCCCGAGGAGCAAGCUCGUCAGUACCAGUUGGACGUUCUUGAGCAGGCAAAGAAGAGAAACACUAUUGCUUUUCUUGAAACAGGGGCUGGAAAAACACUAAUCGCUGUCCUUCUCAUGAAAAGUGUCAGCACUGAAUUGCAAAAACAAAAUAAGAAAAUGUUGGCUGUCUUUUUGGUGCCGAAAGUUCCUCUUGUUUAUCAGCAAGCUGAAGUUAUCCGUGAGCGCACAGGUUAUCAAGUUGGCCAUUACUGUGGUGAAAUGGGUCAGGAUUUUUGGGAUGCACGGAGGUGGCAGCGUGAGUUUGAUAGCAAGCAGGUUUUAGUGAUGACGGCUCAAAUUCUUUUGAACAUACUUAGACACAGUAUAGUAAAAAUGGAAGCGAUUAAUCUCCUUAUUUUGGAUGAGUGCCAUCAUGCUGUGAAGAAACAUCCUUAUUCUUUAGUGAUGUCGGAGUUCUACCACACAACACAAAAGGAGAAGAGGCCAUCAGUUUUUGGGAUGACUGCAUCUCCUGUGAACUUGAAGGGUGUUUCUAGCCAAGUUGAUUGUGCAGUAAAGAUACGCAACCUGGAAAGUAAACUGGACUCCGUAGUUUGUACUAUUAAGGACCGUGAGGAGCUGGAGAAACAUGUACCAAUGCCUUCAGAAGUGGUUGUGGAGUAUGACAAAGCUUCCAGUUUGUGGUCCCUCCAUGAGAAAAUAAAACAAAUGGAACAUACUGUUGAAGAAGCUGCUCGGUCAAGCUCCAGAAGAAGUAAGUGGCAAUUUAUGGGAGCCAGAGAUGCUGGAGCGAAGGAAGAGCUACGCCAAGUUUACGGUGUGUCUGAACGGACCGAAAAUGAUGGUGCUGCUAAUUUAAUCCAAAAAUUAAGGGCCAUCAACUAUGCACUGGGUGAACUAGGACAGUGGUGUGCUUACAAGGUUGCCCAGGGAUUUUUAACUGCUUUGCAGAAUGAUGAAAGGGCAAACUAUCAACUUGAUGUCAAGUUCCAAGAAUCAUACCUACACCAAGUUGUCUCUCUUUUGCAAUGCCAUCUGUCUGAAGGAGCCAUUUUGGAGAAUAAUGUUGAAGGCACUGAGAUGGACAACAGUGCUGCAGAUGGGGAUGGGCCUGACGACCUAGAGGAGGGGGAACUUACUAACAGUCAUGUUGUCUCUGGUGGAGAGCAUGUUGAUGUGAUUACUGGAGCUGCUGUCGCCGAUGGAAAAGUGACUCCAAAAGUGCAGUCACUGAUCAAAGUACUUCUGAGAUAUAAGCACACGGCGGAUUUUCGUGCCAUAAUCUUUGUUGAACGUGUUGUCUCUGCUUUGGUUCUUCCUAAGGUUUUUGCAGAGCUUCCAUCAUUAGAUUUUGUCGAAUCUGCUAGUUUGAUUGGGCACAACAAUAGUCAAGAAAUGCGAACCAGUCAAAUGCAAGAUACAAUUGCCCGAUUCCGAGAUGGUCGCGUCUCUGUUUUAGUUGCCACUAGUGUGGCUGAGGAGGGACUUGAUAUUCGGCAAUGUAAUGUUGUUAUUCGCUUUGAUCUUGCCAAAACGGUAUUGGCAUAUAUUCAGUCUAGAGGCCGUGCCAGAAAACCCGGAUCAGAUUACAUCUUGAUGGUUGAGAGAGGAAAUUUGUCCCAUGUAGCAUUUUUAAAGAAUGCUAGGAAUAGCGAAGAGACCUUGCGGAAAGAAGCUAUUGAGAGGACUGAUAUUAGUCAUCUCAAGGAGACCUGCAGCUUAAAUUCUGGGCAGCCACUAGCUAGUACCGUUUACCAGGUGGAGUCUACUGGUGCUGUUGUGAGCUUAAAUUCGGCAGUCGGACUUGUCCACUUUUACUGCUCACAGUUGCCCAGUGACAGGUACUCAAUUCUUCAUCCAGAGUUCAUCAUGGUGCCUCAUGAGAAGCCUGGAAGCGCUACCGAGUAUUCGUGCAAGCUUCAACUUCCGUGUAAUGCACCAUUUGAGAAACUGGAGGGACCUACAUGCAAAUCGAUGCGCCUUGCUCAACAGGCUGUUUGUUUGGCUGCUUGCAAGAAGCUCCACGAGAUGGGAGCAUUUACUGACAUGUUAUUGCCAGACAAGGGAACAGGGGAAGAAGCUGAGAAAGUUGAACAAAAUGAUGAUGGAGAUCCUCUCCCUGGAACUGCUAGGCAUAGAGAAUUUUACCCUGAAGGAGUAGCUGACGUUCUUCAGGGAGAAUGGGUGUUAUCUGGGAAUGGCUGUGACGAUUCCAAGUUGUUUCACCUUCACAUGUAUUCUAUCAAAUGCGAAAAUAUUGGCUUCUCCAAAGAUCCCCUCUUAGUUAACGUCUCAGACUUUGCAAUAUUGUUUGGCAGUGAAUUGGAUGCAGAGGUACUGUCAAUGUCAGUGGAUUUAUUUAUUGCUCGGUCUGUGAUAACGAAAGCAUCACUCGCCUAUAAAGGGUCAAUAGAAAUUAGAGAAACUCAGUUGUCUUUGCUUAAGAGCUUCCACGUUCGAUUGAUGAGCAUUGUAUUGGAUGUGGAUGUUGAGCCAUCUAACACACCUUGGGACACUGCAAAAGCAUACUUAUUUGUUCCUCUUGUCGGAGGUAAAUCGGCAGAUUCGUCGAAUGAUAUUGACUGGGCUGUAGUUGAAAAUGUUACAAAGACAGAUGCAUGGAACAAUCCCCUCCAGAAAGCUAGGCCGGAUGUUUACCUUGGCACUAAUGAGCGGACUUUAGGUGGAGACCGGAGAGAAUAUGGAUUUGGCAAAUUACGACACGGCAUGGCCUUUGAACAGAAAUUCCACCCUACCUAUGGGAUUAGAGGAGCUGUUGCCCAGUUUGACGUGGUAAAAGCAUCUGGGUUAGUACGUACACGAGAUGCUAGUGAAGUGCCCCGUCCAGUUGAUUUAGCAAAAGGCAAAUUGAUGAUGGCUGAUUCCUGUAUUCAAGCAGAAGAUCUGGCAGGCAAAAUUAUUACUGCAGCUCAUUCUGGAAAGAGGUUCUAUGUAGAUUCCGUGCGCUUUGAGAUGACUGCAGAGAACUCAUUCCCCAGGAAAGAAGGCUACCUUGGUCCUUUGGAGUACAGUUCUUAUGCCGAUUAUUAUAAACAAAAGUAUGGUGUAGAUUUGAUGUAUAAGCAGCAACCUCUGAUAAGAGCCCGUGGUGUUUCGUACUGCAAGAAUGUUUUGUCUCCACGCUUUGAACACUCAGAAGGUCAUAAUGGUGAAUCUGAUGAUACACAUGAGAAAAUAUAUUAUGUUUUUCUCCCUCCCGAACUCUGUUUUGUGCAUCCACUUCCUGGAUCACUAGUUAGGGGAGCUCAAAGAUUGCCAUCAAUUAUGAGAAGGAUUGAAAGUAUGCUCCUCGCUGUACAGCUUAAGGAAAUCAUUAAUUACCCCGUUCCUGCUUCAAAGAUCUUAGAAGCCUUAACUGCAGCGUCGUGUCAAGAGACUUUCUGUUAUGAAAGAGCAGAGCUCUUAGGUGAUGCUUAUCUGAAAUGGGUUGUUAGCAGAUUUCUUUUCCUAAAAUACCCUCAGAAACAUGAAGGUCAGCUUACUAGGAUGAGGCAGCAGAUGGUAAGCAACGUUGUACUGUAUCAGUUUGCACUGGACAAGGGGCUUCAGUCGUACAUCCAGGCAGAUCGAUUUGCAUCAUCUAGAUGGGCUGCACCUGGGGUUCUUCCUGUCUUUGAUGAGGACACUAAGGAAGAAGAACCGUCAUUGUUUGAUGCCGAAGUAGAUUCUGAUGAGAGUUUAAGAAAAAAAGUGAACAAUGGUGACGAAUACGAAGAUUACGAAAUGGAGGAUGGGGAACUCGAGGGUGACUCGAGUUCGUACCGAGUGCUAUCCGGCAAAACACUGGCAGAUGUUGUGGAAGCGUUGAUUGGUGUGUAUUACGUCGAAGGUGGAAAGACUGCUGCAAACCACCUUAUGAAAUGGAUUGGAAUCGAUAUAGAAUUCGAUUUGAAGGAGAUAAAUUAUUCGAUUAGGCCGAGUUCUGUUCCAGACAGUGUACUAAGAACUAUUGAUUUUGACGCAUUAGAAGGUUGCUUGAAUGUCAAGUUCAACGACAAGGGGUUGUUGGUUGAAGCUAUAACUCAUGCAUCACGUCCAUCUUCUGGUGUUUCAUGUUAUCAAAGGCUAGAAUUCGUCGGUGAUGCGGUGCUGGAUCAUCUCAUCACAAAGCACCUGUUCUUCACGUACACAGAUUUGCCUCCAGGGCGUCUGACCGACUUGCGAGCUGCUGCUGUGAAUAAUGAGAAUUUCGCACGCGUUUCUGUUAAGCAUAACCUUCAUACACAUCUUCGUCAUGGCUCAAGUGCACUUGAGAAACAGAUUCGAGAUUUCGUGAAAGAGGUUGAGAGUGAACUUUUGAAACCCGGGUUUAACUCUUUUGGUUUAGGGGAUUGCAAAGCUCCUAAAGUUCUUGGAGAUAUCGUAGAAUCAAUUGCUGGGGCCAUCUUCCUUGACACUGGAUGUAAUACUGCAGUUGUGUGGAAGGUCUUUCAACCACUGUUGGACCCAAUGGUUACCCCAGAAACACUCCCAAUGCAUCCUGUUCGAGAACUACAAGAAAGAUGUCAACAACAAGCCGAAGGUCUAGAAUAUAAAGCCACGCGAAGUGGGAACUUGGCUACUGUGGAAGUAUACGUAGACGGUGUUCAAGUUGGGCUUGCUCAUAAUCCCCAAAAGAAAAUGGCACAGAAAUUGGCUGCUCGAAACGCCCUCGUUGCCUUGAAAGAGAAGGAGAUAGCUAUAUCCAAGGAGAACGCUGAGAAAAAUGGGAAGGAGAAGCAGAACGGGACCCACUCUUUCACCAGACAAACCUUGAACGAUAUCUGUCUUCGUAAAAAUUGGCCAAUGCCCCUAUACAAGUGUAUACACGAGGGUGGUCCUGCGCACGCAAAGAAAUUUACGUUUGCUGUGAGAGUGAAUACUUCUGAUAGAGGAUGGACCGAUGAAUGCAUCGGUGAACCUAUGCCGAGUGUGAAGAAAGCAAAGGAUUCUGCUGCAGUACUAUUAUUGGAACUUCUGAAUAAAUGGUACGGUUCGUGAUUUUUUUUUUUUUUACUACACAAGUAAUAGUGGAUUCAAAAGUACGACGGCAAAGAGAGCUCUUUCGUAACUGACACGGAACUAGACGCAUUUCUCUCUGCUACUAAUUUCUUCUCGAGCUAGCGGUUAUUUAUUCGAACAUAUAUACAUUUUGCCCUUGUUUUUUUUCCCCUCGAUCAUUUAAGCGUAGAAAUGCGCCGGCUUAAUUUGGAUUUGGAUAAUGGUGAGGAAAGUAUAAUCAAUUAAUCAUGUGUUUCUUGGCAUUUCCCUCAAUUCCAAGACUGAGAAGUAUUUUUAUUUAUCUCAAUUUUAUUUUUAAGGCGUAAAUUGAAUCUCUAGUGGUCAUGUAAUUUCAAGUUAUAAAUUUCGAGUCACUUUAAAUAUGAAUAACCACAUUCUAUAU